Punctularia strigosozonata HHB-11173 SS5 is the source of this 1328-nucleotide messenger RNA. Its product is annotated as NAD(P)-binding protein. The transcript is spliced from 8 exons. Gene Ontology annotation, molecular function: NAD binding; oxidoreductase activity, acting on the CH-OH group of donors, NAD or NADP as acceptor; NADP binding. NCBI's taxonomy places the organism in Eukaryota, Fungi, Basidiomycota, Agaricomycetes, Corticiales, Punctulariaceae. The record is from RefSeq and is a predicted model, not a curated record. Bases 79 to 1188 code for a protein of 369 amino acids.
CCGUAUCUUUCGAGGGCUUCAGAUCGAAUUGGCUGUCCUCGGCUACUACCCCGAUCUCUUACUCGUUGUGCUCUCCCCAUGGCCAGCUUGCAUCCAAGUCCAUUUGGAUCCAGAGAUCAUCUGUCUGAGCUCAAACAUGGCGACGUACCGUAUUCUCGCCCUAGCACGCCCCAUGGAGGCCAUCCGCUCCAGAUAGGUUGGCUUGGUCUGGGAGCUAUGGGCUAUUACAUGGCGAGAAAUCUCGCCAAGAAUUUGCAUUCCCACUCACCCUCCGGAAGCCUGCCGCUGCUCGUGUACAACCGCACCGUGUCCAAGUCCGAGAAACUACAGCAGGAGCUGGGAGACGAGAAAGUCCUUAUAGCAGACACUCCGGGUCAGCUCGCGGUGGAAUGCGAUGUGAUCAUCACGAAUCUUGCCAAUGACGAGGUCGUCCGGGAUAUGUAUCUCCAGUUCUCCGAAGCAUUGACUAAAUCCAAACCUUCGAAAGCCAAGAUAUUUGUCGAAACGAGCACAAUAUAUCCCUCCUUGGCCGGAGAACUUGAUUCCAUCGUCUCUCGCGUUCCACUGGCACAUCUAGUUACAAGUCCAGUUUUUGGCGCUCCGGCUGCUGCUGACAAAUCGCAACUGAUCAUCGUUAUGUCUGGAGAUUAUCGAUCAAAAAAGGAGGUUGCUUGGUUGCUCUGCCCUGCCGUCGGGCGGAAAGUUGUGGACUUGGGAGGUAACCUUGAGAAAGCUCCAACUUUCAAGCUGAUCGGAAACUCCAUGAUCCUUGGCUGUCUAGAGGUUAUGGCGGAAUCCCUGACACUGGCGGAGAAGUCUGGCAUAGGUGCCGAAGUUGCUACCCAAUUCAUCAAAGACUUGCUGCCUGCUCCACCGCUGGUUGCAUACAGCGAAAAGAUGUUGCAUGACCAAUUCGACGGAACCAAGGGUUUUGCUAUCGAUGGAGGCAUAAAAGACGCAACUCAUAUCCGCAAGCUGACCACACAGCACGAUUGUCCCAUGCCGGUCAUCGACGCUGCACAUGGGCAUCUCCUCACUGCCCGCGCUUUGCACCACAACCAGAAGCUCAAAGGCACGGCGCACUUCGGCACCCUUGACUGGAGUGCAGUUAUCGCGGGCACUCGCGUUGCCGCCGGUUUAGAUGGCUUCGACAGCCACAAGCACCAACGAGUCGUUCGGGAAGAUUGAAUACAGGCAAGAACGUUGGUUGAAGCAAGGCCAAUUGUGAAUGGCAGAUUCCCCGAGUCCGAAAAACGCUGUGACACCCGAUGUUUCUCUGCGCUAAGAAUAACUGUAUGUUACAUGUACUGCCGCAAAUAGAUCCGAUC